Molecule: messenger RNA, 737 nt
Organism: Andrographis paniculata
Lineage: Eukaryota; Viridiplantae; Streptophyta; Magnoliopsida; Lamiales; Acanthaceae
Product: basic leucine zipper 8-like
Exons: 1
Coding region: 84-605 (173 amino acids)
Biological process (GO): regulation of DNA-templated transcription
Molecular function (GO): DNA-binding transcription factor activity
Source: RefSeq, a predicted model, not a curated record
UCUUUCCCCUUCCAAAAAAUAAAAUCAAAACCCUUCAUUUCAUUACAUCAUUAAAAAAAAAAAAAAAUCUCCUACAACUACAAAUGCAGCCUAUCGAACUCUCCGAGCUUCAUUACCUAUUCUACAACACAUCCCAAUUCCCUAACCAAUUCAAUCUUACAACACCUACAACAACAACAACAUCAUCUCACAAUUUCCAAUCCCUCAAUCCUCACCCAACAUGUCCGAGCACAAACUCGACAACGUCCGACGACGCUGGCGGCGAGACUGUAAUAAACGAGCGAAAAAAGCGAAGAAUGAUCUCGAAUCGAGAAUCCGCUAGAAGGUCCCGGAUGCGCAAGCAGAGGCACCUCGACGAGCUCUGGUCCCAGGUUGUCUGGCUGCGCAACGAGAACCGUCAUCUUUUGGACGAGCUCAACCAAGCGUCCGAGCGACACGAGGAUUACGCUCAAGAGAAUGCGCGGCUCAAGGAACACAUUUUAGAGCUUCAUCGGAUGAUCGCUAACAACGUCGUCAAAAAUGGUCCCUGCCCUUCUUGUCUUGAGGGCCUCCACGACGGCGACGACUCCGCCGACGGCGUGGGAUCCGGCAAUGGAUUGGUUUGAAAUUAAAAUAUAUUGUAAUUUGUAAUUAAUUUUAUAUUGUUGUUUUAAGUAUGUACCAUAUGAAUGUAUAUAUAUGCUUAGUAAUGCAAUAAAAACUUGUUAAUGUUACUAAAUUAAAUAAAUCAAGAUAAA